Messenger RNA from Mycetomoellerius zeteki, 909 nucleotides. It is a transcript of the gene TfIIFbeta, whose product is annotated as transcription factor TFIIFbeta. Gene Ontology annotation, cellular component: transcription factor TFIIF complex. The record is from RefSeq and is a predicted model, not a curated record. Bases 88 to 909 code for a protein of 273 amino acids. Gene Ontology annotation, biological process: transcription initiation at RNA polymerase II promoter; transcription by RNA polymerase II. Lineage: Eukaryota; Metazoa; Arthropoda; Insecta; Hymenoptera; Formicidae. The transcript is spliced from 7 exons.
CUGUCACUACCUCCAAUUCUUUAUUUUAGCAAUACAUGAAUUUGUGUCUUAAAGCUUAAGCGUUUAAGAAAUAUACCUAGCAAUAAAAUGUCCGCGGGUGUCACGCACACGGAAAGAGAAUUAGAUUUGAGUAAUGCCGGUCGUGGUGUGUGGCUUGUUAAAGUGCCUAAGUAUAUAGCUAAUAAGUGGGAAAAGGCGCCUGGUAAUAUAGAAGUCGGCAAAUUGAAGAUCACCAAAAAUCCUGGACAGAAAGCUGAAGUAUCUCUUAAACUGUCAGAGGCUGUCUUAGCUUUGAAAGAAUCUGGAGAAGGAGAAAUACCGAAACAACAUAGACUAGAUGUUACAACAGUUACUAGACAAAUGUUAGGAGUGUUUUCUCAUGUUGCCCCUUCUACAAGCUCAGAUGCAAUUGUACCAGAAACAGAAAAACUUUUUAUGGAAGGAAGGAUUGUACAGAAAUUAGAAUGCAGACCGUAUGCCGAUAAUUGUUAUAUGAAAUUAAAAUUAGAAAGUAUUAAGAGAGCAUCUGUACCACAAAGACAAGUUCAACAGUUAGAUAGAGUUGUGCAAAAUUUCAAGCCUGUAUCUGAUCAUAAACAUAAUAUCGAAUAUGCUGAAAAGAAAAAAGCAGAAGGAAAGAAAAUGAGAGAUGACAAAGAUGCUGUGCUAGAUAUGCUUUUUGCAGCAUUUGAAAAACACCAAUAUUAUAAUAUAAGGGACCUUGUAAAAAUCACAAGACAACCUAUUGUUUAUCUAAAGGAAAUUCUCAAUGAAGUUUGUAAUUAUAAUUUAAAAAAUCCUCACAGGAACAUGUGGGAAUUAAAACCAGAGUAUCGACAUUAUAAGGAAGAGGAAAAGUCUGCAGAGAGCACAAAGAAAGAAUUUUCUAAGUUUCAAAAUUCCAGAUAA